Molecule: messenger RNA, 2115 nt
Organism: Paramacrobiotus metropolitanus
Lineage: Eukaryota; Metazoa; Tardigrada; Eutardigrada; Parachela; Macrobiotidae
Exons: 7
Coding region: 115-1779 (554 amino acids)
Cellular component (GO): extracellular region
Molecular function (GO): chitin binding
Source: RefSeq, a predicted model, not a curated record
ACUGUGACUGCAACUACCAUCGUCAUCUACUGCUCAGUUCUCCUUUCCCACUUUGAUUUCGCCUUUUGAAACCGUUUUCACCUAUAAAGUAAUAAAAAGCAUAGCAUUUGCAUAAUGAGGGUGUUUGUCUGCUUAUUAUCCGUUGUGGCGGUGUGCCAUGCUGGCGUGUACAAACGCGCAGCUGGCGAUCAGAACCCUAAGGUGUACUCCGCCUUGGACGUGUUGAGCAACGGCAAGACUAAGCUGGAUGCCGGUCAACGUGCUGAGCUGUACAAAGCCGCCCAAGCCGGUCAGGACUACCCCACCCUCGCCGUGAUUCCCAAGGCCGGUGUUGACUGUGCCUCAGUCAAGCCUGGUUUCUAUGCUAACGAUGGCGAAGGCAAAUGCCAGGCUUUCGAUCGUUGUGACGUCAACGGCAACCUCACCAGCUACCUGUGCCCCAACAUGACGCUGUUCAACCAAAUCACACUGAUCUGCGAUUGGUUCUUCAACGUUGACUGCACCAAGGUCCGCCAGUUCUAUGACUACUCCAACAGCCGUCUGUACCAAGAGAACUCUCCUCUCUUGGACGACGAACCAGACUACGUUGUGGUUGCCACUGGAGCUGCUGAAUCCUCCUCCUCUGCCUCUGCUUCUGGCUCAGUGACCAUCAAGAAGACCGUCUCCGUAAAGGGCAAACCAAAGCGGGAAUUCGAUGAGCAUCAGAUCGAAAAGCGUGCUGCUGGCCAGAGCCCCAAAGUGUUCUCCGCCCUCGAUGACCUCAGCGGUGGAAAGACCAAAUUGGAUGCUGGACAGCGUCAGGACAUCUACAAGAACGCCCAAGCCGGCCAAGAUUUCCCCACCCUGUCCGCCAUUCCCGCUGCUGGUGUUGACUGCGGCAGCGUCAAGCCUGGUUUCUAUGCCAACGAUGGUGCCGGCAAGUGCCAGUCCUUCGAUCGUUGCGACGUUAACGGAAACCUGACCAGCUACCUGUGCCCCAACAUGACGCUCUUCAACCAAAUCACCCUGAUCUGCGACUGGUUCUUCAACGUUGACUGCUCCAAGGCUCGCCAGUACUAUGACUACUCCAACAGCCGUCUGUACCAGGAGAACUCUGUCCUGUUGGAUGACGAGCCAGACUACGUCCAGAUUGCCACUGGUGCUUCUUCCUCGUCUGCCUCCGCCUCUGGUUCCGUGACCAUCAAAAAGACCGUCUCCGUAAAGGGCAAGCCCAAGCGUGAAUUCGACGAGCACGAAGAGCACCACGACAUUGAAAAGCGUGCUGCUGGCGACCAGAACCCCAAAGUUUUCUCCGCUUUGGAUGCCCUGAGCAACGGCAAGACUAAACUCGAUGCCGGUCAGCGCGCUGAGCUGUACAAAGCCGCCCAAGCCGGUCAAGACUACCCCACUCUCUCCGUGAUCCCCAAAGCCGGUGUUGACUGUGCCUCCGUCAAACCUGGUUUCUAUGCUAACGAUGGCGAAGGCAAAUGCCAGGCUUUCGACCGUUGUGAUGUCAACGGAAACCUCACCAGCUAUCUGUGCCCCAAUAUGACCCUGUUCAACCAGAUCACUCUGAUCUGCGACUGGUUCUUCAAUGUUGACUGCACCAAGGUCCGCCAGUUCUAUGACUACUCCAACAGCCGCCUGUACGUUGAAGGAUCUCCUCUCCUGGAUGACGAACCAGACUAUGUGCAGAUCGCCACUGGUGCUGCUGAAUCCUCUGCCUCGGGAUCCGCAUCGGCCUCCGGGUCCGUGACCAUCAAGAAGACUGUCGUCAAGAAGGGUGGCAAGAAGGCCUAAAUAGUUCCCGCUGGUUGGAUGUAAAUUGGGGCUUUAAUUUAUUUUUCCUGCUUGUUAACACGACGCCGUUGCCACUAAUGAUCUGUAAAGCUGGCCGGCCUUUGUUUAAUGAAAUUUCUUUUCUAAUCCGCGCUUUUUCCCUGGUUCUGCUGUAUGUAACCAUUAUGUUUGUAAUGAUCUAACCGGCGCACAUUCGAUGCAGUUUAAUUCAUUUUUCGAAUGAGUUUGAAUGUUUUUGAUGGCGUGGACAGAUAAGCUCAAUGAUGUGCACUGUGAAUCAAGUAAUAAGCAGAUCUGAAUGCCAAAUGAACGAAAGAAUAAAAUUUAUUACAGCAA